This is a messenger RNA of Planococcus citri (citrus mealybug), 2669 nucleotides long. RefSeq names its product annexin B9-like. The record is from RefSeq and is a predicted model, not a curated record. Lineage: Eukaryota; Metazoa; Arthropoda; Insecta; Hemiptera; Pseudococcidae. Gene Ontology annotation, cellular component: cytoplasm. Gene Ontology annotation, molecular function: calcium ion binding; calcium-dependent phospholipid binding. The transcript is spliced from 8 exons. Bases 210 to 1847 code for a protein of 545 amino acids.
GGCGUCAUUUGGGUAUUUUAUGGUUUUUUACGAGUUUAUUUUCGCUAAUUUGAUGCUACAGUCGUGUUCUAGUCUAAAUUUAGGCUUCUAAUUAAAUUUCUCGUUGAUUAAUCAUCGUUUGCUCGACUUAUCUCAUCAUUCGUGUUCAUAGUUAGUGAUCGUCGAGUAAUUUCAAUCAAUCAGUCGUUGAUUUCGAAUCGAAUAACAUCAUGAAUCCAGGCUAUCCUCCUUAUCCGGGCCAACCACAGAUGCCGGGACAACAAACAGGUGCACCGUACGGUGUUUACCCACCUCAAAAUCCAUCCAGUCAGCCCGGUUUCAACUCCGGCUAUCAACCAAGCUAUCCACCGACCAGUGGGUAUCCUCCGGCACCUCAGCCUGGUUACCCUCCUCAGUCUAAUCAACCCGGAUUCGCUCCUCCACCCAGUCAACCCGGCUAUCCUCCUCAAUCCGCUUAUCCUUCGGCUCAACCCGGUUAUCCUCAGCCCUCGUAUCCUUCAGCUCAACCAUCCACCGGUUUCUCAUACCCUCAGUCUACCUCUUCAGGCUAUCCUCCUCAGUCUGCCCCCUCAGCUUAUCCUUCUCAGUCUGCCCCUUCAGCUUAUCCUCCUCAGUCAGCUCCUUCAGCUUAUCCUCAGUCAGCCCCUUCGGCUUAUCCUUCCCAGUCAGCUUAUCCUCAGUCGCAAACUGCCUACCCUCAGACCACCCCUGGAUACCCAUCAGCUCCUCAAUCUUAUCCCAGUUCUGCUACCAAUCCUCAUUACCCUACCCAACAAAUGAGCUGUCAACAAGGUCCGAUUACUUCGUCUCAUUUUAACAAUCUAUCCGCGUCGAAUACGUGUUCACCGCAUGCUCAACCUAAUUAUGGGAAAAAUAAUGCUUAUGCCCAAAUUGAAAGAGCUACCCCUACUCUUGUACCGAUCGCGUCUUUUAAUCCGAGAUCUGAUGCCGAAAUAUUGAGAAAAGCUAUGAAAGGAUUCGGUACCGAUGAAAAAGCCAUCAUCAGCGUUAUCACUAAGAGGAGUAAUUCUCAACGUAUUGAAAUCGCUAAUCAAUUCAAAGCGUUGUAUGGAAAGGAUUUAAUUUCCGAUUUAAAAAGCGAACUUUCGGGUAAAUUCGAAGAUCUGACUCUCGCCCUGAUGACACCUCUGCCCGAAUACUUGGCCAAGGAAGUACAACACGCCAUCGAAGGUAUCGGUACGAACGAAGAAACGCUUGUGGAAAUUCUAUGUACCGCUUCGAACGCUCAAAUUUACGCUAUCAAAGAUGCCUAUCAAAGAGUGUUCUUUAGAUCGAUGGAGAACGAUUUGAGCGGCGAUACAUCCGGUCAUUUUAAACGAUUACUCAUCUCUGUAGUACAAGCCAGAAGAGCGGAAAACGUACAAGUCGACGAAGCAGCUGUCGCGAAAGAUGCUCGCGAUUUAAUGACUGCCGGUGUUUUGCAGUUUGGUACGGACGAGUCUACCUUUAAUGCCAUUUUGUGCACUAGGAGCUACCCUCAUUUACGUCGUGUGUUUACCGAAUACCAACGAAUUUCUGGACAUACUUUGGAGAACGCUAUUAAAGAUGAAUUCAGCGGUGAUAUUAAAGAAGCUUUGUUGGCCAUAGUACGUUCGGUGGAAAACAAAGCCGACUUCUUCGCCAAACGGUUACGCGAUGCUGUCGCCUGCGUCGGUACAAAGGAUCGUCAAUUGAUCAGAAUCGUCGUAUCGAGAUGCGAAAUCGAUAUGCAGGAUAUCAAACGAGCUUACCAAGCACGUUAUAAUAAAUCCCUGGAACAGGAUAUCAGCGAUGAUACGUCCGGAGAUUAUAAAAAAGCUUUGUUAUCUUUGAUCGGAGGUUAUUGAUCGAAUCCAGUAUCAGUAUCUCGAAUACACCCACUGCUGAUUUUUUUCAUUUCUUAAUUUAGCUUCUCUAUUAUCACUUAUUUUUUAACUGAUACAUAUUUACGUAUUACAUAUUAUUUUUUUCUGCUUUUUUACACGUAGCUGAUUUAAUCCGCGCAUGUGUAAAGUAAAAUUUUAUAAGUAGUUAGAAUUUAUAUCUGUAGCGACGUUAAGUUUCAUUUUUUUUUCAUUUCAUUUUUCGAGUACUUAAUACCUAUCUUACGUAAGAAAAAAAAGUAGUUGUAACAGAAAUUUUUUUACUGUACGAAGUAUCAAGAUAAUGUGUAGUUUUGCGACACAGCCAAGUUGAAGUACUGAAUUUGCAUGCGAGCUGGCGCAAUUUGAUAGUGCAUGGAUAAUUAGUCUCCAGUUACCUAAAAAUGAAGAAAAAAAAUUCUUAUUCAUGACUGUGAUUUUACGAGCACGUCUGGUAUUAUACCUACAUUGUUUUUACCAUGGUUAUCUCUCUUCGUUAUUGCUUUUCUGUUCUUUUUUUUUCUUUUUUUUUUUCUAAAUGAACAAACGUUAUUUUACGAUUACGAGCUUAUAGAAUUUUACCUCGUUAUUGUAUUUUUUUUUUGACUUUUUAAAUAUUUACGUACGAUUUUUUCCAUUAUUUUUAUUUCAAUUACUGAUCAAUAUUUUUUAAAAAAGGUGUUUUUAAUCAAAGUAAAGCAUUUUAACGUUUUUUUUGUACUUGUUUCGUUUUUCUAUUAUUCUCUUGAUCUUGUAAUAAUCUUGUACUUCGCUUAGCGGUGCAAUUAAAACGAUUGUUUUACGUUA